Messenger RNA from Physcomitrium patens, 1773 nucleotides. RefSeq names its product BURP domain-containing protein BNM2C. The record is from RefSeq and is a predicted model, not a curated record. NCBI's taxonomy places the organism in Eukaryota, Viridiplantae, Streptophyta, Bryopsida, Funariales, Funariaceae.
AGUAAAAUGGGAGACAGCAAUCAUUACACUCCCCAGGGGAUACAUAUACAACCUUGUUCACCCUUGGUAUCACACAAUUCAACUUUGUCGCUCGAUGUCCUGAAGCUUCAGCUUACAAAUUUUCCAUCUGCGUAUAUUUUUGUUGGUUUUGUCGUAGGUCUCUGGAGUGUCUCAGCACAUGCAGAGGUGCUCGAGCAUCUAUCCACGCCAAAAGUUCAGAUAUGGAGGGUGUACCAGUAUUCAUGUUUCUGAUAGCCUUGCUGAUCGGAUGUACCAGCGUGCAGAUCGAUGCUGUCUUGGCAACGAGGCCCUUGGAAUCACAGCAAGAAGUUACACAUUUCCAGAAGCCCAUCUCAGAGAUUCUGACGCAGCUUUGUAAAGAAACUGGCGUGGCUUGCGAGGCAGACCUAGAUUACUUCGUCCACGUCAUGGGCACUGUUGAGACCGUAGGAUCAAUCUCUCGACAGGAGGGUAUUAAGACAAUCAAUGAUUUCCAACAUUUCUUUGUUGAACCCGCUCUCGUGGUUGGAGAGAAGAUGAAUUUGGAUUCCAAUCUUCGAGACAGCAUUCCUCUGCGCCCAUUCCUCAAUGACGAAGAUGCGAGACUAAUACCCGCCCUGACAGUGCCCAACCUUCCUGCUAUUUUCGACAUUUUUAGUGUUGAUCGCAGGUCGAAGCAGGCAGCGAUGAUUGCAACCAGUGCUUAUCUCUGUGAGAGUCCAGCGCUUCCCGGAGAAGCACGCGCUUGCCUAACCUCCCUAGAAGCAAUGAGCGAUUUCGUUGCAAAGCAAAUGGGAUCAAACGUUCAGCUGCUGGCCACGAUUGGCGCCCCCAAGGCGCCGCCAACUCACAAGGCCCCGGUGACGAUCGUAGACUUCCACACCAGCUCUAUCGAGCAAGCUGCACACAUCGUUGUUUGUCACAACAUAAUGUUCCCGGCGCAAGCUUACUACUGUCAUGCUGUGAGGAGGACGAAGGUGAUCGAGGCGUCGCUCAAGGUUGAUGCCCCUUCCGAUUACACGAUCCACGCCGUUGGCAUAUGUCAUCUGGAUACAAGUCUGUGGGCGUCGUCGCAUCCUGCAUUUGCGGCACUUAACGUCCCAAAUGGCGCAGAAGCUUGCCAUUGGACCGUUGAGGGUGACCUUGUGUGGGUACCUGCCACGAAGCCUACAUCAAAAGUUUGAGGUUCAAAUUGCAGCUAUUCCAUUCUAUCCAAAUCUGAUCUACCAAUACUGAGCCGUCCAGUCCACACAUCAUUCAUGUGUGACCUACAUUUGCGGAUGUUGUUGUAGUUGAUCUUCAUGUUUUCGUUUCUUUCACCUCUCCAUGAAUCUGGUAGAUUAUUGAACAGUUCCUGAGUUCAGUUGUAUGAGAGGGCGUGAGUAUGUGCGGCUAGAGCUCUUGCGCAGGAAGUAUCCAAACAAAGGCAAUGUCGGCUCUAAACCGCCAUUACCGGUAGUGAGCAAACCAGCCGAAAAUUAUGCUCCCAGGAAACUUUUUGAAAUAAGCCAGUUGAGGUCCUACACGGCAAGGAGCGUAGCAGAGUGCUACUAGCACAGUACAUGUACGUCGUCGAAGCUCCGAGACUAUAGAUUGUGGCUUGUCCGUGGUUGCAAUCGUGCAUCAUGGUAUGGACCGGAGUGAUUAUUGUACAACAGCUCUUAUUAAAUAAAGGUUUAUGUAUGGUUGUGAACAAAGGGGCUGUGGAUCAAUCAGCGAUAGUUCAGUUUCUAAUGAAUCGUCCAGAACCAUCGCGUCAGCACAAUCCUGCUU